Molecule: messenger RNA, 612 nt
Organism: Bactrocera dorsalis (oriental fruit fly)
Lineage: Eukaryota; Metazoa; Arthropoda; Insecta; Diptera; Tephritidae
Product: tigger transposable element-derived protein 1-like
Exons: 1
Coding region: 1-612 (203 amino acids)
Cellular component (GO): nucleus
Molecular function (GO): DNA binding
Source: RefSeq, a predicted model, not a curated record
AUGACCGCUGUGAAAGACUCUCAAUCUUUGAAUUCAAGUAUCAUCCGUAAGCGUCACGGUAUUAUCGCACAGAUGGAAACAUUGCUACAGUCAUGGUGUGAUAAUCAAGUAAGAGUGAAAAAUUGUCCUGUUGAUCAAAAUACAGUGUGCUUUCAAGCAAAGCAGAUUUUUGAAAAACUAAAAAAAGAAGCUGGGGAGGCGGCUGAAAAUGAAGUGUUUAAAGCUAGUAACGGCUGGUUCAGCCGAUUUAAGAGUCGUUGUAAUUGGCAUAGCAUCGCAGAGAGUGGAGAAGCGGCAAGCGCUGAUAAAGAAACUGCAUCUCUCUAUCCAGAAAAACUCAAAACAAUGAUAGAUGAAGGUGGCUACACUAGUCAAACUAUUUUCAACGUAGAUGAAACAGGUCUUUUUUGGAAGAAAAUGCCUAAAAGAACUUUUAUUGCGCGUGAAGAGAAAACUUUUCCAGGUUUUAAAGCCGCCAAGGAUCGAUUAACAGUGAUGGUUGGUGCGAAUGCAGCUGGAGAUUGUAAAUUAAAACCUCUCUUAGUUUAUCGCUCAGAAAAUCCAAGAGCCUCAAAAAAUAAAUCUAAAGCUGGUUUGCCUGUCAUUUGGUAG